Messenger RNA from Talaromyces marneffei, 1824 nucleotides. RefSeq lists its product as uncharacterized. NCBI's taxonomy places the organism in Eukaryota, Fungi, Ascomycota, Eurotiomycetes, Eurotiales, Trichocomaceae. Gene Ontology annotation, molecular function: transmembrane transporter activity. The transcript has 5 exons. Gene Ontology annotation, biological process: transmembrane transport. Bases 1 to 1824 code for a protein of 607 amino acids. The record is from RefSeq and is a predicted model, not a curated record.
AUGCCAGAGAAACCAGAACCGGGCAUAAACCAGCUCCGGGAAGAUGAAGGUGCUUCGGGAACGACGUUCGAAGCUAACAAUGCAAGCUCCGUGGACGUGACUUUGCCAGCAGAGAUAGAGAAGACGAAGACGCAGGAGGCGCCUGCUGCUGGAGAUCCCAAUGCCGUACCCGAAGAGAACGCCGUCACCCAGACGGUUACGUCCCAGUCUCACAAAUUGACCAAGAGCAAAACGAUCAUUAUCAUGGGAGCAUUAUGUUUGACGGUUUUCUUAGCCGCUCUCGAUAUGACCAUUAUCUCAACAGCCCUUCCAGUCAUGGCAGCUCACUUCCAUACCACUCAAGGCGGCUAUUCCUGGAUGGCAUCUUCAUAUCUCUUAGCUAAUGCUUCCUCUGUCCCCUUUUGGGGAAAACUGAGCGACAUUUUCGGCCGAAAGCCCGUCAUCAUUCUAGCCAACAUUGUCUUUUUGGUGGGCAGUCUUAUUUGUGCCUUGUCCAAUAGUCUUGCUAUGAAUAUUGCUGGUCGAGCCAUUCAGGGUGGCGGCGGUGGCGGUAUCAUUGUAUUGGCAAACAUUACUGUUUCUGAUUUAGUCAGUGUCAGAGAACGACCCAUGUAUUACGGUCUUUUCGGUGUGACCUGGGCUCUUGCAGGAGCUCUUGGCCCAAUCAUUGGUGGUGCUUUGACAACCAAGGUUACCUGGCGAUGGUGCUUCUACUUGAACUUACCCGUCGGUGGUUGCUCUCUAACCAUCUUAACCUUCUUCCUCAAAGUACACACACCAAAGACUCGUCUUCUAGAUGGUCUAAAAGCGAUCGACUGGCUGGGAGUUGUCACUUGCAUCGGCGCUACACUUAUGUUCCUUUUUGGACUCGAAUUCGGCGGUGUCACCUACCCCUGGAAUUCGGCUACGACUAUCUGCCUGAUUGUAUUCGGUAUCUUGACCUACGGCAUCUUCUUCCUAAUUGAAUGGAAAAUCGCCAAGUACCCCAUCAUCCCUUUACGACUAUUCAAGAAUCGUCACAACCUCGCGAUCUUUGCCGUGUGUUUCUGUCACGCCUCUGUCUUCAUCUCCGGCGCUUACUAUAUACCACUCUACUUCCAAUCCGUCCUCUUAGCAACUCCAAUUCUUUCCGGUGUCUACACGCUCCCGCAAGUUCUUUCUUUGUCAGUUACUUCCGCAAUGAUCGGAAUCAUCAUCAGGAAGACCGGCCGCUACAAAGAAGUCAUCUCACUAGGAAUGGGCGUCAUGACCCUUGGGUUCGGACUCUUUAUUGACCUCAAACCGUACGCAAGCUGGUCACGUAUCAUCAUUUACCAACUCAUCGCCGGAGCCGGCGUUGGCCCUAAUUUCCAAGCCCCCCUCGUCGCCCUUCAAGCGAACAUUCAUGUCUCAGACAUGGCCGUCGCAACCGCCACAUUCGGUUUUGUGCGCCAACUCGCCUCCGCCAUUGGCAUCGUUCUCGGUAGUGUCAUCUACCAAAACGUCCUCGCGCAACAAAUACCACAACUCGAAACCGUCGUCGGAUCCGCGACAGCCGCGAAAUUCGCAAGCACGUUUUCCGGUGGUGAUAAAUCGCUUAUUGAGUCUCUCCCCGCCAUUCAACAGGCCGCCAUCAAAUCGACAUUUACCUUUUCGCUCAGUCGGGCGUGGAUCUAUUAUACCGCGCUAGGUGGUGUGGGUUUUGCGAUCAGUUUCUUCCUUCGUCGCGUCGAGUUGAAUCGAUCACAUGCCGUUGCGAAGACGGGGUUGGAAGCACAAGAAAAGGCGCGACAGGAGAUACUUGCAGCCAAGAAGGCUGCAAAGGAGGCAAAAUCGGCUGUAUAG